AUGGCACCCAAGACUUGGACGAAAGAGCAUUUCACGCUCAACACUGGUGCUAAGAUUCCCGCUGUUGGUCUGGGAACAUGGCAGUCCAAACCUGGCGAGGUCCGUGAGGCCGUCAAGGUUGCCCUGCAAUCUGGUUACCGUCAUAUCGACACUGCUCUUGCCUACGGCAAUGAGAAGGAAGUUGGCGAGGGUAUCAAGGACUCUGGUGUUCCCCGCGAGGAGAUCUGGGUUACCACGAAGCUGGACAACCCAUGGCACAAGCGUGUGGAAGAUGGCAUUAACAGCUCACUGAAGAGCCUUGGACUCGACUACGUUGACCUGUACCUUAUGCACUGGCCAUCGUCCACCGAUCCUGAGGAUUUGAGCAAGCAUUACCCCGACUGGGAUUUCCGUGACACAUGGGCUGAGCUCCAGAAGCUUCCUGAGUCUGGUCGUGUCAAGAACAUUGGUGUCUCCAACUUCGCCAUCAAAAAUCUCGAGAAGCUGUUCGCCGACUCAAGGUUCAAGAUUACACCUGCUGUGAACCAGGUCGAGCUUCAUCCUAACAACCCCUCACCCAAACUCAUCGACUACCUCAAGGAGAAGGGCAUACAUGCUACCGCCUACUCCUGCCUUGGUUCCACCGAUUCGCCUCUCUACAAGAACGAGGAGCUGAAGAAGCUGGCCGAGAAGAAGGGCAAGACCGUCCAGCAGGUUCUCCUUGUCUGGGGCCUGCAACGUGGUUCUAGCGUCAUUCCCAAGUCGGUCUCUGCUCAGCGCAUUCAAGCCAACUUCGAGCUCGACGGUUGGGAGCUUACCGAUGAUGAGGUCAAGGUGAUUGACUCGUUGCCUGAGCGCUUUAAGGUCUGCGGUGACUCUUGGCUACCUGUCAAGGUCUUCUUCGGUGAUGACGAGUAA
Molecule: messenger RNA, 897 nt
Organism: Ascochyta rabiei
Lineage: Eukaryota; Fungi; Ascomycota; Dothideomycetes; Pleosporales; Didymellaceae
Product: Glycerol 2-dehydrogenase (NADP(+))
Exons: 3
Coding region: 1-897 (298 amino acids)
Cellular component (GO): cytosol
Molecular function (GO): aldose reductase (NADPH) activity
Source: RefSeq, a predicted model, not a curated record